Terrapene triunguis (Three-toed box turtle) is the source of this 3696-nucleotide messenger RNA. Its product is annotated as death-associated protein 1-like. The record is from RefSeq and is a predicted model, not a curated record. Gene Ontology annotation, biological process: apoptotic signaling pathway; cellular response to amino acid starvation; negative regulation of autophagy. The coding region runs from base 176 to 640 and encodes 154 amino acids. NCBI's taxonomy places the organism in Eukaryota, Metazoa, Chordata, Testudines, Emydidae. The transcript is spliced from 5 exons. Gene Ontology annotation, molecular function: death domain binding.
UGCUCGGAUUACACCGAAUCAUCGAUAUCCACUAAUCACCUGAGGUGCAAAGGGCAGGAAGCAACAGAAGAACCCUGCUGAGCUGGUGUUAAUUUCAGCCUAUCUGGCCGUGUUCAGCCUGGAGUUCUGGUAACCGGGGAACUGCAACCGGUUCUCAGUGGUGAGCCCCACGUCCAUGUGGCUACAGCCGAACUUUAAUCACCUGUCUGGCAGAGCCGUAACUAGGCUCCCGUUGCUAGGCCCUGUGGAAACACAUCACUCGUCUCUUCCCCAAAGAGUUCACAAUCCGGACAGACAAAGGGUGGGAGAAAUAACUAAUGUCAUCACUUUACAGAUGUCCCAAUGCCCGUCGGUGACUGAAACUGAACCACCUUGCGAUGGCCCCUUUCCGGCGAAAGCGGGAGGGAAGCAUCCCAGCAGUGGUGAACAUUGGAACCAAGAGCGAGACCAGGACCCCAAAGAAUGGGAGUGUGGCAGCUCUCCAAAGCAAACUCUCAUUAUAUCAGGAGCCAUAACAAGGGGUGACAAAGACUUCCCUCCAGCCGCUGUCCAGGUGGCUCACCAGAAACCGCAGCCCUGCCUGGAGAAGUUUGAUGCGAUGUUGUGGGGCAAUCAGCACAUCCACCAGCCCUGCAAGUGAACCGGCAGGAAGCAGCACCUGGGUCUGAAAAGAUGAGACUGAGCACGUGAGAGAAGGCUAAAAUCAGACCGGGGAGCAAAGCCAAACCUCGUGCUGAGCCACACAGAACAACAGCGUCCUUUGUAUUUAGUGAGGCUUGAAACCAAUUCACCUUUCCUUUCUCCCUCCUCCCCCAAGGAUCAGUCAAUGUCUAGAGCUUUUAAAACUCCCUUUAAAAUAGAGAGAUCUGUGUUUUAAAAUAUAUGUUUGUGGGGGGGAUCAGGGAGCCGGCUUUAGUAAACUGGAGUAGUCUGUUCAUGUCGGGAGCAAUAUGGAUUGAAUUUGGAUCCCAGCCCUUAAAAUGGUGACAACUUUCUCUUAAGCUCUCAAAGUGACUCGGAGAAGCAGUAGCGGUCGUCAUGCGGAAUCCAGAUGGCUGAAUGGAUACGUAGCUAGCUGUCCUGCUUUUUAUCUGGUGCAGGUGGGGGCAGUGGGGUCUCGUUAAUGGGGGACAAGAGGUGCAGUUCUUGGCUGUAGGAGGAUGGGGUGGACGUGCUUUGCAUCGGACACCCACCAGAGAGGGAGGAAAAGAGGGUUUUCUGUGACUUGCACUAUUUGAUGUGGCUCUGGUGUAGUGACCAUAGACUGAAGGGGACCGGGGAAGGGCCAACGAACUGGUUGGCUACGGAGCAGCCUCAGUGACAGCAAGGCUCCUUUCCAGUCUUCACUGAGUAGUGGGAUCACUCGGUGCUUUGAAAGAGAACGUGCCUGUCUGAGUUCGGAUUGGUUUUGCCUUUUGGAGGGGGCCCGCUGAACCUUGAGACUGUAAUUACAUGGUUUCGCCUGGUCCCUUCUAAUGUACUGGGAAUUUAGCUUCACCCCACUGUUCUUUAUGGCAGGGGCUCUGUUUUAUGUCUCUUUCUGUGCCUGUAUGUGUGGGAUUUUUUUUCUACAUUUAAAAAUAUCAAGUCCAUUAGCAGAAGAGUUUAGUAUUAGUCCAGAUUAAUUACUGAUUGGUUUGGUUUGGUUUUGCCCUGCCCUAUGGUUAACGUAGCUUCCAGAGACUGAAUUGUGCCUCCACGUUGUUGUUUUGCCAUGUGUAUUUUGACAGACGUGUGGUCAGAAGCUGGGCUCUAAAAAUGCCUGAACUUGUGUCAUGUAGCUGGCUCCAGAUCCCAUCUGUAAAAUGCUCGUGUGACGGGUUAGUAGUUUCUAGUUAAACCUGGAAUCCCCUCUUCUAAAUUCAGGCAUCAGGGCCCCUAAUUAACUAAGAUUACCUUGUCUGCAUCAUGCAUAAAAAAUUCUUUCUGGUGAUCUUGAGGUUGGUUUGUUUAAUUGACUUUUAUUAAAAAAGGUUUAAAAUUGAAAUUCACAUGAAUCCCCUGUUAAGUAACUUUUCUUCUAAGGCUGUAAUUGGAGAAGGUUGUUAAUGGACCUCAGCUGCAACAUUCUAAAUGAAGAUCUGAACUUGCCCAAAGAUCCAGGGUUUUCAUUAAGAUUGAGAAGCUUGGGUCAGAUCCACCUGUAGCAGGACAGGUUGGUUUUCCGUACCCACACCACAGGAGACACAGAUUGUAAACUGCGGCCUCGCAGGAGCUCAGUGGUGAGGCAGACUUGGAGCUCUGAUCGAUCUGAUCCAGAGUACAGUAAUUGCAAAUUAAGAAAUUAGUAUAUCAUUGCUUUCUAUGCAGUAGAGUUGCACCUGCUUAACUAGUUGGUAAAUUUGGCCUGAGAUGCAUUAAAAACCCUCUACCUGUAGACUCGUGACCUCAGUGUGGUGGUGGUGGUGUUGCACCCUUUAGAUAUCUCUUAUUGCUAUCUGAAAUGUGGGUUGACUUUGAAACUGGUUGAAUACGUUAGUUCUAGAGAGGAACCAUUAGUAACUUGCGUUGCUUGGUGAAAGCCGAAAUGAGCCUUAUUCUAUAGGCGCUGAAGCCUAGGUGUGUGUGUGAGAGCGCGAGAGAGGGGUCUGGUGUCGCCUGAGGUUUUGUUCCCCUGAUUCCACGCACCUCAGGAUGCUGACUGUGACUCUCACCUGACCUGCUCUGUUUGUUAUUGAUGGCAUAAAGGAUAUUUUUGUUUGGCCUUGUGUUCAUCCCGAUUGAUACCUGCCCAGGAGCAGGUGGCAGUGGGCUUGUUGACCGGGGAUUUAGAAGAGAAUGCGUUUAAGUACAAAACAAAACAAAAAAGCUGCUUUUUAUUCUUGUAUUUGACCAAAGCAAACUCAUGCCUCUGAGCUCUGACAGGGAAUCCACAUGUGCUCUGCAAUCGGGAAUCCAGCCAUUUCUAUCGCUGCAUUCUUGUGACUUGUUUACAGAUCUUUCAUUCACUUCUCUCUCCAUUGGUACUGCUCCCAAUGUACAGUUUUGCUCUGACCAUGUCACCCAGUUAUUUCAGUGACUUGAGACUGGCUUGCUAACAAGGGAUGGAGAUCACUCUGUGUUUCAGGAGCAGUCUGUAUUUUAUAAGACGAAUUGGAAGCUGUGGUUGUCCCUGGUAAGUGAAAAGACCUUGCAUCAUGUUAGCCCAACAUGAGGAGUUCACCAUUAGUGAAAUGGCUCUUUGCAGAGGGGCCAAGUGUGUGCCCUUUGAGAGCCCAAAACUGGGCCAGAGCCUGGUGUCUCAUGCCUGUCAAGCAUCACUCAGUGUCCCAAAAAAUUACAAAUACUGCUGCUGUGUCUCUGCCAGCAGAUCCUAGGGAUUCUCUGGUGAUGCGGUCCCUGUGCAUCAGAGAUCAGAAUCCAGCCCAGACUUUGCAAGUGCACAGCAUGCUUGCAAAAUGCGUCACAUGUUCAGUUCCAGAUAUCGCUACAUGUCCCUAGUCAGUUAAGCACCUUAAUUCAUGGUUAAAAUGUUAGUUAGUUGAUGGGAUGCAAAUUACAAAAAAGCAAAUUUAAAGAAAAAAUAUUGAAGCCUAGUUUUGUUCAUGGCCCUUUGAGUUUUUUAGGCUGUGUUGGUUAAUCAUCUUUUUUGCUAAGGUGUGUAUGUAACUGAAUAUUUUAUAAGAUGUGGUUGGUCUUUUUAAACGUCUUAGGUUAUUUUCACUUGUAAAAUAAUAAAGGCUGUUGGACUGAGAA